AUGUCGCGCGAAGAAGGCGAAAUGCGAUCAGCAGCAGCCUUGUGCGAAUUGUACGAUGGUGAUGUUGUAGGUGACAUCAAUCAGCAUACUCACGGCACAGAGUUCUACGGUACAUCGUCCAACUUUGUGCUUCUCAAUCAAUUCUUCGUCUAUGCUCAGAAGAAUCUACCGCCCGGUCACCCAAACUCAAGCGGCAGUGCAGGCUUCCUUUCUGCCAACGCUCAAGAUAUAGGGCACGGCCUCGUUACACAAUCGCCAAUCUCCAUUGUCAAUCUCCUCUCUGACAGGGGAGUCUUGGAACCCCCUUCAAGACCAAAGACGCCCCCAACGCGACCGGGUGCCCAAGAUGAGGUCCAAGUGCGUUCAUCUCUUGAGACAAGACAGGAUACAGCGGGACUUGGGGACUCGGGCCAUCUCAACCCUCCCGCAGCUACCAGCCAAAGCAGAGUAUCCGCGGACAACUUGCUAUCAUCAUCGAGGCAAAGGCUAGAACGCGAAUACAUCAGACAGUUCUUCAACAACCUUCACCAUCUUCACCCUAUGCUUGAUCCUGUUGCUUUCGUCAAGCAAUGCGAGGAACUCGUCUGGAGCUCUCCAACCUCCAUGGAAAGUCACAAGACUCGGCGUCAUUUCUUCGCCCUAUACCAUAUAGUCGUGGCUGUAGGCGCGAUCGUCGCUGGCUCUUGUAUCACUCAGGACUUUGAGCGCGACAUCAAUAUCUGCAUGAAGCUUCCGGCUCAAGGACAAGACUUUAAUCCUUCUCAGCUAAGUCAAGAACUGUCGAAGAAGUACUUCCGGAAGUCCAGGAUGUUGCUCGGAGAUGUCUUUGAAGUUUGCUCUCUAGAGAGCGCACAAACACUUCUUCUCAUGUCUUUGUACUGUCAAAACUCCCUCAAACCUCACGCGUGCUACAUGUACUGCGGCCACGCCGUCCGCACAGCACUGGCCAUCGGUAUCGCGAGAGAGACUCCAUCUAACUCGAUUGAGGACCGCAAAGCAGCACGGAGAACUUGGUGGUGCAUAUACUCUCACGAGAUUGACAUGAGCUGCAGUGCAGGUCGUCGCGACAGUCUUGGCAAGCCCAGGAAUUACCAGAUUGAUAUGCCUCAUAUCAGAGGACAAAAUGUUGCCGUAUCGAACCAGCCUGAUCUUGAAAAUUGCAGCGCGGCUAUGAUCAACGAGAUGGUUCAUUUCGCUGCUGUCCUACGGCGAAUCUCAAAGGAACUAUACUAUGACUCGAAGGGUCUGACUUUGAUGCAGAAGUCCGCUGUUGCGAAGGAGCUCGAUCGCCUGCUUGACGACUGGAAAGACAAACUACCUGCUUAUCUGGACUUCACGGCCGUAUCAUUCCGUGAACAAGAAUGGGCAGCUAAACAGAAGCUUGUCCUUCAUCUCAGAUAUCUCAACGCAAGAAUCGUUCUCCAUCGUCCUUUUCUCGAGCAACCUAUGCUCACAGCAGAGGCCAACAUGUCUACCCAUGCUGAGUUAUGUCUGGAUGCAGCACGGAAGACGAUUUGCGUCAUGUAUGAUGCAUACGCAAACAGACACUACUUCCGCACUUGGUGGUACAACUCCACUUACACCCUGUACGCCGGGAUGAUCGUGCUGUAUAUCAUCAUGCUUGGUCCUACAGCUGUUCCAUCAGAGGACCUCCUCGCCGACGCUGUAAAAGCGCAUGAUAUUUUGCAAUCGAUGGAGGAGGCUACUGUUGCUCGAAGAAGUGCGAGUCUGAUACAGGAGGGACUAGAGGUAGCGCGGGCGUGCGUCCAGCGGCAACAGAGCAGGCCGCAUGGUGAUACUGAACAACCAUUCUUUGAUGGUACACAAGGUGACUUGAACAGUAUUGCAGACCAGUUUUCGAGUGCUGUCUCGGGACAGGAUCAUGCGCUGUUAGCUUCGAUUAUUGAUCCCAACUUGCUGCAAGAUUUCAUGGCGGCGGAUCAGGAUGCGCUCGGAUUGGGGUUUGAGAUGCCGUCUUUGGAUGGGUUGUAUGGUGAAGCAUUGGAUAUUGAUACUAUGUCAAUGAUGCCCUGA
Molecule: messenger RNA, 2034 nt
Organism: Fusarium subglutinans
Lineage: Eukaryota; Fungi; Ascomycota; Sordariomycetes; Hypocreales; Nectriaceae
Exons: 3
Coding region: 1-2034 (677 amino acids)
Biological process (GO): positive regulation of transcription from RNA polymerase II promoter by galactose; DNA-templated transcription
Cellular component (GO): nucleus
Molecular function (GO): zinc ion binding; RNA polymerase II cis-regulatory region sequence-specific DNA binding; DNA-binding transcription factor activity, RNA polymerase II-specific
Source: RefSeq, a predicted model, not a curated record